Topomyia yanbarensis is the source of this 651-nucleotide messenger RNA. RefSeq names its product histone H1A, sperm-like. Gene Ontology annotation, molecular function: double-stranded DNA binding; nucleosomal DNA binding; structural constituent of chromatin. The record is from RefSeq and is a predicted model, not a curated record. Bases 31 to 651 code for a protein of 206 amino acids. The transcript is spliced from 2 exons. Lineage: Eukaryota; Metazoa; Arthropoda; Insecta; Diptera; Culicidae. Gene Ontology annotation, biological process: nucleosome assembly; negative regulation of DNA recombination; chromosome condensation. Gene Ontology annotation, cellular component: nucleosome; nucleus.
UGGAAGAAAACCAAACCAAACGAACGCGCAAUGGCUGAAACUGCUAUCGACGUUGCUGCUACGGCCCCUGCCGUCGUCGCCUCUCCGCCAGCCGCCAAAGCACCACCGAAGCAGGCGGCCAAGGCUAGCAAGAGUGACGCCAAGAAACCGAAAAAAUCUUCAACCCAUCCACCAGUGAGUGAGAUGGUUCUGGCUGCCAUCCGGACCCUGAAGGAACGGAGCGGAUCAUCACUGCAGGCGAUCAAAAAGUACAUCGCCGCCAACUACAUGUGUGACGUCGCCAGGCUGGCUCCGUUUAUCCGGAAGGCUUUGAAAACGGGUGUCGAGAAGGGAAACAUCACCCAGACCAAGGGUACCGGUGCUUCCGGAUCGUUUAAGGUGACGGUCGAGGCUAAGAAGCCGGCUGGCGAUAAGAAACCACCAUCGGGUGCAGCGAAAAAAUCGGCUACUAAAUCCGGGGAGAAGAAAAAUCCGCCGGCCGGUGGUGGUGGUGAGAAGACCAAAAAGGCAAAGGCGGCGGCAAUCCCGGCCGCUAAGAAAUCGGCUGCGAAGAAAACGAAAGCUGCUGCUGCCCCUGCCAAGGCGGCCGCCGAUUGGCAAGAUAAAUCAGUCGUCGUUAGUUUGAUUAAACAACAUCACUUUAGUAAAUAG